Auxenochlorella protothecoides is the source of this 1617-nucleotide messenger RNA. RefSeq lists its product as hypothetical. Gene Ontology annotation, molecular function: oxidoreductase activity, acting on the aldehyde or oxo group of donors, NAD or NADP as acceptor. The transcript is spliced from 4 exons. NCBI's taxonomy places the organism in Eukaryota, Viridiplantae, Chlorophyta, Trebouxiophyceae, Chlorellales, Chlorellaceae. The record is from RefSeq and is a predicted model, not a curated record. Bases 1 to 1617 code for a protein of 538 amino acids.
AUGUCGGAGGUGGAGGAGGACCCCGCCCAGCUCCUGGCGGUGCUCGCCACGCGCAAGGCCGACUGGGCGGCCACCCCUCUGGAGGACAAGUACCAGGCAGCCCUCGAGAUUCGCAGUCGGGUCCUGGAGGCAGCCUCCCGCUGGUCCAGGGUCGCCGCACACACCCGCGGCUGCUCCAAGGAGGCCGUGGCGGCCCAGGAGCUGCCGCUGAUGCUGGUCCCCCUGGCCAAUUACCUGGACAACCUGCUGACUUGGUUCUCCCUGCUGGGCUGGAGCACGUCCACGGAGGUGACCCUGGCCAGCGCUUCGCAGGGCGCCCAGCUGCGCGCCGCCUCCCCCGCCGUCGCCGUCGUGCGCAGCGUCGGGUACGCGCCGGUGGAGUCGCUGGCCGCCGCGCUGCACCUGGCCUUCGUCUCCGGCGCGGUGGUGGGCCUGGUGCUCCCCGCCUGGCAGGCCCCACUCCAGCUGGUCAUGGAGUACAUCAUGGAUCCACUGGCGCGCGGCGCCUUCUUCGCCACCCUGCUGGCUGCCGACGACGCGGAGGCCACGGCGCUGACCUCCAGCCCCGCCAUCGACCGCCUGCACCUGGUGGGCUUCACGCCCGACGACUUUGGCGCCCUGGCCGAGGCGGCGGGCGGCGCCGACGCCCUGCCCCCGCUCGUCUCGGGGGAAGUGCACGGCCCCGCGCCCUGGAUCGUGGCGCCAGGCCCGUGGACCCAGGCCCAGCUGGCGCACCACAGCCAGGUGCUGGCCGAGGCCGCCGCGUACGCGGGCGGGGCCUCGCCAUACGCCGCGCGCCUGGUCCUGCUCCCCACCGCCUGGGAGCAGGCCGACGCCUUUGUCGACCUGGUCAGGGGGGAGCUGGCGGGGUACAAGCUGCCCGCGGCGGUGGACCCGGGCGUGGCGCAGCGCCACGCCGACUUCCGCCGCCACUACCCUGACGCGUUCGUGUCGGGGGCGGGGCCGCGCAACGACUUGAUCCCGGGUGUGGGGCCGUGCCCUCCCUGGGUGGUCAACGUGCUGGAGGCCUACCCCGACGACCCCGCCUCGGAGCCCGCCUUCCAGACCGACCCCCGGGGCCCUGUCCUCACCAUCAUCGCCACCGACGCCGGCAGUGAGGAGGAGCUACUCAUCAGCUUUCUGGACAGGGCGGUGCGUGCCGUGAACGAGGACGUGCAGGGCAGCUUUGGCAUGACCCUGGUCGCGCACGGUGCCACCCAGAAGCGGUACGCAGCGCAGCUCGACGCCGCGCUGGCGGCCGUGAGGUACGGCGUGGUCGUGGUCAACGCCAACCUGGGCCUGGGCCUGUGGUCCGCCCAGACGCACUGGGGCGUGCACGGUGGCGCGGCGGAGGUCGCCCCCGGCCGCACCCUGCGCCUGGGCAGCACCCAGAACAGCCUGCUGUAUGACGAGGGGGUGAAGGGGGUAGUGCGCUUCCCCUUCGAGACUUACCUCCACAUCCUCCCACCGGAGUACCGCUCCAUCACCAUGCGUGCCUCCCGCCAGCUGGCAGUGGGCAUCGUGGACGGCAUGCGUGGGUUCCUCAGGGGACUCAAGGACAAGAGCUGGGCGCCACCCGUCACCGUGGGGGAAGGCUCGGGGGGCGUGGUCGCCUGA